AUGACGGCAGAACUGGAUAACGACCUUGCAACGGAAACCGAACUCCUCAAGCAACGUUACCAGAAAUUCAUCAAGGCAAGUGACCAAGUUAGAUGGACCUUACAAUCCACUAACGCCACCGAGGAGCCAAUCGAACAGGAUUACUCCGCAGUGGCAGAAGUCGAAGAAGACAUGAGUGCUCAACAACAGGCCUACACGCAACAAAUUCAGCAGCUGAUAGCUCAAAACCAAGCUACGGCACAAAUUGCAGCCGCAGUCGCUGCUGCUCUAAUAGCAGCCGCUCCUACUCCAGUAGCAGCCAUACCUGCACCACAAUCAACGCGCCUUCCCCAAAGGCAAAUCAAACAUUUUAAAGGAGAUAUCCUUGAGUGGACGUCGUUCUGGGAGAGCUUUAACGCCUCCAUCCACUCGUCCACAAUGUCGGACGUCCAAAAACUUGACUAUCUCAAAGAAUAUCUCAAGGGGGAAGCAUACUUGUGCGUGGAAAACUUGGAACUGACUGCAGCAAACUACAACAUCACCAUUGCUGAAUUGAAAAGGGUCUAUGCCAAACCAAAGGCCCUCAUUCAAACCCAUCUAUGCAAAUUUGAUAACCUGGCUCCUGUUAAGUCUAUGACAGACGUAUCGGCUCUUCGAAGACUUCAGCUCACCGUCCAGUCGCACAUAAAUGCCUUAGAGACACUCGGGGUACAAAAAGACACCUUUGGAGGACUCCUUGGCACAAAACUAAUGAAAUUGCUUCCUGCAGAAUUGCAGAAAGAAUGGUCGAGUUCCGAUGCAAACGACAUCACCGACAUCACAGCCCAGCUGAAUUUCAUCAGGGAUCAAGUCGACGCUGCUGAAAGGUAUAGCCGAUGGAAAUCGGAAACGACGAUUGUGAUGCAGUGGACCCAGACGAUGCUCUCAGCUCCUUUGGCGACAAAUUCACCCGUCAAAAAGAUGGGCGAUACUGCAGACCCAAUCCCGUGGAAAACGGACAAAUGGAGGCUAGAAAAGAAUUUCCUGAUGGCAAAAGAAAGACUGGAGAGUCUAUUGAAAAGACUCAAAAGAACACCAGAGCUUCUAUCAGCCUACCAUAAGGAAAUAGACCAGCUUCGCGUCCAAAACUUCGUAGAGGAGGCAGACCAGAACUACGAAGGACUCCACACUUAUCUGCCACACCAUCCUGUCAUCCGACAGGACAAAAAAUCCACGAAGAUUCGACCGGUAUUCGACGGGGCGGCAAAAUCGAAGUAUGGCCCAAGCCUCAACGAUGUCUUGGAAACCGGCCCGAAUCUAAACCCCGAUCUGCUAGCCGUCUUAAUGCGAUUCCGUUUGAACAAAAUCGUAUGGAUAGCAGACAUCGAAAAAGCCUUUUUAAACAUCGCCCUGCAUCCUGAAGACGCUGAAGCUGUCAGAUUCCUGUGGAUAACGGAGCCAGAAACGCCAAAUUCGCCUCUAGUGGCAUACAAGUGGAAACGAGUCCCAUUUGGGCUCAGCUCCAGCCCAUUUUUGCUGCGAGCUACCCUAAACAAGCACCUAGACGGCAUGGAAUCAAUAUACUCCACCACAGUAAGAAAGCUCAAGGAGCAAAUUUAUGUUGACGACUACCUUGGAGGCGCCGACAACAUCUCCACAGCCAAAACCAGGAUACAGGAGGCAAAAUCCAUCUUCCAGGAGGCAAAACUCAACAUGCGAAGUUGGGUCACCAAUGACAAAACAGUUCCACCCACAACGCUCCUGCUGAAAAUAAUCUACCAGAAGCUUUGGGAAGCCGAAAUUGACUGGGAUGUGGAAGUGCCUCCUGAAAUACGGAAGACAUGGAUAGCAGCCAUGACUAGGUUGAACGAGUUUGCCAACUUAAAAAUCCCACGUUGGAUAGGCUACUCGAAAAGGGUCAUAAAAAAUGCAGAAAUUCAUGUCUUCGGCGACGCAUCCGAGGCCGCUUAUGGAGCCGUUGCCUACGCAAGGCUACAAAGCAAAAACGGAGACACAGUCAUCCAUUUUCUUGCUAGCAAGACAAAAGUGGCGCCUCCUCCAAAGAAAAAGGUCACCUUACCAAGAUUGGAGCUAUUAAGCUCACUUCUGGCUGCACGAUUGGGAGAAAAACUCAAGAACUUUCUCCACAUCGAAUCGUGGCGAACUAUAUUCUGGGCUGACUCUCUAGUGGCACUUGGCUGGAUCCGAGAAGACACCAACAGGUGGAAACCAUUCGUCAGGAACCAAGUCGAAGCUAUUAAGAAACUUUCUGGCCCAAAUUGGUGGCGGCACUGUCCAGGCGUCCAAAAUCCUGCCGAUCUCGCCGCGCGGGGAGCGCCAGUCGUAACGCUGGUACACUCCGAGCUAUGGUGGAACGGACCAUCAUGGCUGAAAGAAGACGAAACCAAAUGGCCGGAUUCAACGCCCGAGGUAGAAGAACCCAGUGUUCAUGAAAGAAUCGAAGCGGAAGCGAAAUCGAAAACCGUCACCAUGUCGGUAGCUUCCGUGGAGCCAGCCACUUCAGUGGAAUGGCAUCUGGAUCGAAUUCCGUCUUGGAAUCGACUGCUCAGAAGAACUGAUUGGAUACUGAUAUUCGCCUCCAAAAACCGCCCCACAAACGCCACACAAGUGAAGACUCCAAUCAAGACAGGAGACGGAAAACAGAUAAUGGUAGAACACCUAAAAGUAGAGGAACUGACGAAGGCGGAGCUACUUAUUUAUAGGCAGCUCCAAAAAGAAGCUUUUCCCAAGACGUUUUAG
This is a messenger RNA of Daphnia magna, 2718 nucleotides long. RefSeq lists its product as uncharacterized. The record is from RefSeq and is a predicted model, not a curated record. The transcript is spliced from 4 exons. Lineage: Eukaryota; Metazoa; Arthropoda; Branchiopoda; Diplostraca; Daphniidae. The coding region runs from base 1 to 2718 and encodes 905 amino acids.